Messenger RNA from Daucus carota subsp. sativus, 4252 nucleotides. Its product is annotated as disease resistance protein At4g27190. Gene Ontology annotation, molecular function: ADP binding. The coding region runs from base 116 to 4096 and encodes 1326 amino acids. The transcript is spliced from 3 exons. NCBI's taxonomy places the organism in Eukaryota, Viridiplantae, Streptophyta, Magnoliopsida, Apiales, Apiaceae. The record is from RefSeq and is a predicted model, not a curated record.
UGUAGUGCACUAUAUAUUGACUGUUAUAGCUGCAACAAUUUUAUCAAUCUAAAAUCCCCGAUUUUAUAAUAUAGAGCUAUUGCCUCUCUUUCCUGCUCGAUCUCUUUUAUCAGUCAUGGUGGGUGUAGCUGACAUUCCAGUGGUGGGAGUAUUUGUGGAAAAAUUAUCUGAAUAUACCGUUGAAGCUCUGUUUCGUGGCUUGCGGUAUAUGUUCUGUUAUAAAGCUCUCGUUGAUCAACUCAGUUCCGAAACUGAGAAGCUUAACAUUGAGGAGGCCAACAUGUCCAGGGAAGUUGAGAAAGAAAAGAUGAAUGGUAAAAUAAUUAAAGACCAUGUAUCCAAAUGGCAAGUCAAAGCGCAAGAGUUCCAGGAGAGUGACGAUGAGGUUUCGCCUUCAUGCAGCUGCAUCCCGCGUCUGCCCAUUCCUGAUCCCGUUACCCGUUUAUAUAUCGGGAGGAAUGCAGUGAAGAAGGCCGAGGCGGUAACUCAACUCACCAAUUCCGGAAAGGAACAUCUGGCUGGAGAGAUUGCAUACCUUCCGGAGGUUACAUUCAUGCCAAAACCUGGGACCACAUUCGAGGAGUUUCAGUCCAGAAAGGAUACUUAUCAGAAGCUCUGGGAGUCGCUUGUGAACGAAGAUGGUCCUCUGGUCCAUGGAAUCUAUGGAAUGGCGGGCGUGGGCAAAACUCGAAUGAUGGAGAACAUUUGGGAAAAUGCCAUGAAAGAGAAGAUUUUUAAAAAGGUUGUCUGUGUAAAUGUGGGAAAUGAAGACAAGGUAAAAAUGAAGUUAGAAAUGAAGUUACAAAACCAGAUUGCAGGCCUGCUAGAUUGCAAACUGGAGUCACAAGAUGUUGGAAGAAGAGCUUCUCAGCUGGAAAACAGUUUAAAGAAUGGAGGUAAGAUUCUCCUUGUAUUAGACGACGUAUGGCGGGCGAUUCACUUGGAUCAUAUUAUUGGAACUCCAUUUGUCGAUGGGAGUCGUUCCAAGGGCUCCAAAAUCCUCUUCACAUCUCGAGAGAUGGAUGCAUGCUUGGCUAACAAGUGCGAGCAUCCUGUCGAGAUCAAAAGCUUGUGGCCUGUUGAAGCUUUGUCUCUGUUCAAGAACACUGUUGGUCCUGAUACGAUUGAAGAAGUGGGCGAUGAAUCCCUGGUAAAGAAAGUAUGUGAUGAGUGUGGUGAAUUACCAUUACUCAUUUGUGCCGUUGGAGAAGCACUGAAAAGGAAGCCUCACAUUUCGUGGGAUGAUGCGCACAAACAGCUUAAGAACGGCAAAUUUGAAAAGAUUCCCGGAGUACCUCCAAAAGUAUAUGCUGGUAUUAAACUGAGUAUUGAUAAUUUACAAGAUGAUGAUGCAAAAUUAUGUCUUUUUCUGUGCUCUUUCUUUCCUGAAGAUGCUGUCAUCGAUAUGAAGAUGCUGAUCCAGUUAGCAACAGGCUCACUACGUAUACCAGAUGUAGAAUCCAGAGUGCUUGCUAUGGUUCACUAUCUCAAGACAUCUUCUAUGUUGCUCAACUCUGGAGAAGAUAAUGAAACUAAAAUUCAUGACAUCAUCAGAGACGUAGCAAGAUCCAUAGCUUUCACAGAUCCCAAAUAUGCAUUUUUACAGGUAACAUGCAAAUCACAGGACUUGCCUUCUAAUGACAAUUAUCAUUCCCGAAGAUUCUUACGAAUAGACGCAGAGAAUGAUGAUGUUCACUUCGACGAGCAUCUGGUAUGCCCAGACCUGCAUACCUUGUGGCUACAAAGCAACCUCCAAAUAUGGCGGGGACAAUACGCCAACCGUCCCCAACAAUUCUCAGGCGGCUUCUUCCGCAUAUUUGCGAAUCUCAGUUGUCUGAUGCUACAAAAGGUGAAAAUUUCUUUGGAGCAGUUCUCUCUUCAACCUUUAAGUAAUCUCAGGACGCUUAGUUUAUUAGAGUGUGACAUAGGGAACACUGAUGGUAGACUUUUUCCCAAAAGCCUAGAAUCUCUUUACAUCUAUAUAUGUAAUCUCCCAGAGCCGCUGGAUGUAGCAAACCUGAAAUGUCUUCGAAAGCUAGAGAUCGACAAUCAGGAUCCUGUAUUGGUAAUGGAGAAUGUUAUAUCAACUUUAUCCAGUCUGGAAGAAUUACAUAUAUCCUGUGGAUUCAUCUACAGCUAUCAGGAAUAUCAUUUGAAGCCCAUAGUGAUGGAAAUAAUUAAAUUGACUCAUCUCACAAGUCUCCAUUUUGAGUUCUACAAGGACGAGGGUGUGGAUAAUACGACUUUUGAAGGUACAGAUAUAUUUUCUAAUUUGGAUAGAUACAAUAUAUUUGUGGGUACAAACCUAAAUAGAUAUGUCGUUUUCGAUCAACACUGGAGACUUCCAUUAACGAGGUCGAUUGAGUUCAGGGGCGAUCACUCAAAACUCUGGGAAGGUUUGAUAGUGAGGGCUGAAGAAGUGGUAUUUCACAGCAUCCAUGUAGAAGUGAGUAGCAUUUGCAGAAGAGCAUGUUGGAAAAAGCUUGGCAUGGAUGAAUGUGCGAACUUGGAGCCUCUAGCAAGUGAGAAUCAACCGGCAACAUGGUUCUCCAAAUUAACCAAUUUAGAGAUUUCUUCGUGCCAUAAAAUGAAAUACCUCUUCUCCAGCAACACUGCAAGAAGUCUGGUACAACUGCAACAGCUCAGUGUGGAAAACUGUCAGUCUAUAGAAGCCAUCAUAAUGAAUGAAGGCCCAAGUGUUGGAGAACCCAUUAUUUUCUACAAACUAAAAUCACUCAAGAUAGACUCGGCAAGACUCGCAAGCUUCUACGCAGAAAACUCUGUCCACCCUCCUGCUGAAUAUCAGCCAUUUUUCGAUGGAAGGGUUGCAUUUCCUUGCUUGGAAACACUGGAACUGAUUGAUGUGCCAGAUAUACGUGUGAUAUGGGGAAAGGACUGUUGUAAAGACACAUUAUCCUCCUUUUGCGAACUCAAGUAUCUAAAAGUAAGCUGCUGUAGCGAGCUAGAAAUUUUGAUACCACAUGACGUGUUGCAUAGGCUCCGUAAUCUGGAAAACAUAGACGUAUCUUACUGUAACAGUUUGAGGACAUUAUUCGCACCUUCUGUCAUCGGUCAUCUCAAGCGUCUCAAGGGUUUAUCACUUAAAGGAUGUGGGAAGAUUAGAGAUAUUAUUGAGGCAGGUGAACAAGUGAUCACUGAUGGCAUCCUGUUCCCUGAGUUGACCGCUGUGGACCUCCAUAUGGCGCACGAGCUGAAGAGCUUUUGGGGUGACCAUGGCGCAGCUGCUAAUACUUCUCGGGUUUCAGUUACACUUCCUCGACUCUCAUCGAUUUGUCUUUACCACUUGUCUGGCUUGGAUAGUUUUUUUCAUAAUGCCAAUUAUGAGUUCCAUAUGCCAGUUAUACAAAAAGUGGAAGUUAUUGGUUGUGGAUUAUCUACUCUUUUCACGCUAUCUGUCUUCAAAAAUCUCGAAAAAUUAGAAAUGCUCUUUAUAGAAGAAUGUGAAUUGUUGAAAGGCAUCAUCAAGGAUGGUGACACUCCGGAGACCCGCGACAAGAUUAUCACACUUAAUCAUGUCUCCAGGGUUCGUCUUUUACAUUUACCAAAGUUCGAAAAUAUUUUCUGCAAUGGAACUUAUGAGUGUUACAUGCCAGCUUUGAAGUAUCUGGAAAUCGUUGACUGUAAAUUUUCUGUUCUUUUCACGUGCUCGGUAUUCCGGAAAUUCCAACAACUUGAAAAAUUACGGGUAUCUAGCUGCGAAUCAUUGGAACACAUUGUUGAGGAGCUUGGAAAUGAUGAAAUUUUUGAGGUGAACAACAAGUGCAUCACUUCCUCUCAACUGUCGUCAAUUAAACUUUCAGAUAUGACAAACCUCAAGAGUUUCGGGUGCACUUCGAACUAUGUUUUCAAUAUGCCCAGAUUACAGAAUUUUGAGCUUUUUCGAUGUCCCGAGAUAGUAUAUUUCAAUUCCUCAAAAACAAACACAUCAUUAGUAUGUGUUACUAGCGACUGGUGUACAGAAGAAGAUUUCCGGGACUUGGACGAAUAUUUCAUAAGACAGGAUCACAAAAGAAGAAGCACAAUCAGAGAGAAUGAAGAGGAAGAAGAGCCUCGGGAAAUUGAGACUGAAUCUUAAACUGACAGUUCAGUCUAGAGCCCAGGCUUGUACUGUUUUAAAUAUCUCCCAACAUCAGCCACAUUUAGUCAAAUGUGAAAAUUAGAGAUAUUUAUUUACAUUCAUGUAUGUUAUCGGUUUAGUGAGGAUGUUAUCAUUUGUUUGGAUUAUACAAAA